This is a messenger RNA of Petromyzon marinus (sea lamprey), 2150 nucleotides long. RefSeq names its product N6-Methyl-AMP deaminase (gene MAPDA). Gene Ontology annotation, biological process: inosine biosynthetic process; adenosine catabolic process. Gene Ontology annotation, molecular function: adenosine deaminase activity. The record is from RefSeq and is a predicted model, not a curated record. NCBI's taxonomy places the organism in Eukaryota, Metazoa, Chordata, Hyperoartia, Petromyzontiformes, Petromyzontidae.
CCGGCGACUCGCUCGACCCCUUCACGGCCCCCCAACCCCAUCCCCAUCCACCCGCCCCUCCACUCCGUGUGCACGAUUCCAUUCAAGCCACGACACUUUGACGCAUCUCGCUUCACACAACCACCACAACCACCACCACCACCACGCGCCUUCUGCCACUCGUACGCGAUCCCGAUCAGUCGCCACGGUCAUCCCUCACCCUGCCAGCCAAAUUAAUCGCCCGAUCAGCGCGUUCACAUGUACGGAAAACCUCGACAGCAUCGACAUUGCCCCGGGUUGGUGGCCGUGGAGGAAUCGACGAGUCGAGUGGCCGGGCGCCAGCCGGCUCCACGUGGUUGAGAGGAGGAGAGAGGAGGCGGUGACCCCCCCCACUCCACACACAUCCCACAUGCAGAGAGUGAAGCCCGGGACGGAGUACGAACUCUGGAGUUCGGCAGCUGCUGCUGUUGUUGUUGCAGCUGCUGCUGCUGUUGUUGCUGCUGCUGCUGUUGACUUAAAGCGACCACAGCCGCCCGGGUGGAGGGGGGGAGGGGUCGUGCUUCGGCUCCGCUCUUCUUGCCGCCACUGCCUCGCGUCGAGAAGAGCCGCGGUUUUGUAAGGAUGGAGGAGGACAAGCAGAUGACGGACUUUUGUCUCAAGGUUCCCAAAGUGGAACUGCACGCCCACAUCAAUGGCUCCAUCAGCGAGGCGACGAUGGAGAAGCUCAUGCACAAAAAGCCGCAUCUGAACGUCCAGCACAGCAUGACGAUGAUCAAAAAGGGGCAGCAGAGGAGCUUGGAGGAAUGCUUUGAGAUGUUCAAGGUGAUACAUCAGCUGACGGACUGUGAGGAAAGCAUCGUCAUGGUCACGAAAGAUGUCAUCAGGGAAUUUCACCAAGACGGCGUGAAAUAUCUUGAGCUACGAAGCACUCCCAGGGAAGAGAAAAGCACCGGAUUGACGCGCAGGUCCUACGUUGAUGCCGUUCUCUCCGCCAUACGGCAAUCCAAGGAGGAGCUACCGGGCAUCGACGUGAGGUUCUUGCUGGCCAUCGAUCGGCGGAACGGACCCGCGGUCGCCAUGGAGACGGUGAAGCUGGCGGAGGAGCACCUGCUAAGCUCGGGUGCCCUCGUGCUGGGCCUUGACAUGAGCGGAGACCCCUCGGUUGGACAUGGAAGAGACUUUCUUCCCGUCCUGGAAUAUGCGAAGAAAGCCGGGCUUAAACUGGCAUUGCAUUUAUCAGAGAUCCCAAGCCAGACAGAGGAGACGAGGAUUCUCAUGGACCUGCCCCCCGAUCGGAUCGGACAUGGCACUUUUCUGCACCCAGACGUCGGCGGAUCGCAAGAGAUCGUCGACCUCAUUAUCCACCAUCAAACCCCCAUCGAAUUGUGUCUGACUUCCAACGUGAAGGGCAAGACCGUAGCGACGUACGAUCAGCACCAUUUCAGAUUUUGGUACGGAAGGGGACACCCUUGCAUUAUUUGCACCGAUGACAAGGGAGUUUUUGCCACCGACCUCUCCCAGGAAUAUCACAUUGCAGCAGACACAUUCAACCUCUCCAAAGAGGACCUGUGGAAUAUCUCUUACCGCAGCAUCGAUUGCAUAUUUUUGCCAGAAGGCGAGAAACGUCAACUUCGUGGUGAAUGGGACAAGCUAAAGGGAUCCCUGCUAAACUCCAACAAGUGAAGCAAAGUCUGAUGAGGAGUGGGCGGGUGCAAACUGCACAUUGAAUCACAUCAAAACGUUUAUAGUUUAGUAUAAUUGUGUUGAAAUUAUUUUGAACAUUUGAAAAAACAUCCAAUAUAUUUACUCGUGUUUAUCGUUGAAUCAUGUGAAUGACGUGAACUACUCAUUGGAUGUCGUGUUAAAUAAUAUUAUAUUUAUCUGUAAGUAUAUUUUUGUGGUUUUGUUAACCCCUGCAUGGAGGUCUGUUGGACCUUAUAUAUUCUGCGAGAUAAGUCUCACUGUGCUGCCUAUUUACAAACCUUAGAUGCGAGAUUCAAUUGCAGUGCAUAGAGCUACUGUACCACUGUAUUUUAAUGACAUUUCAUAUCAUGUGUGUCUGUUAACGCAUUUUAAAAUACGAGUAAACAUUUCACCUUUACUUUUCACCUUAUGAAUGUUUACAUAAAUGUUAUCGCAUUCAUUUCUACGUAAAAAAAACACGGGAAAAA